Messenger RNA from Syzygium oleosum, 2876 nucleotides. RefSeq lists its product as uncharacterized. The coding region runs from base 255 to 2708 and encodes 817 amino acids. Lineage: Eukaryota; Viridiplantae; Streptophyta; Magnoliopsida; Myrtales; Myrtaceae. The transcript has 3 exons. Gene Ontology annotation, molecular function: miRNA binding. The record is from RefSeq and is a predicted model, not a curated record.
UUUUCUUCACUGUCUGAAUUGCUUUCUUUCCCUUAUGAACUAAGAAAAGCUCCACUCUUUUCCACAACCUCCACGAUCCGUGUAAAUCCAUCGCUCUUGAUGUUUUCCUGCUUCCGAUUCACCCAUUGGGUUUGAUCGCACGAAGCAUCACAGUUCACGAUUCAUGAUCAUGGGUCGUGUUUUUACCUUUCGAGUUCGCGCCUGUCUGCUGAGCUUUAUUCAAUCUCUCCCUGUUUUUGAAAGAAGAGUGUAGUAUGUCUGCGUUUCUCGGGUUACUGCAAUGCGUCCUCUGCUGUGAAGAGGAAGACGUUUAUGAGUAUCGCCAAGCUCAGAGAAAUCUUGGGCAUGGUGGUACUCCUCUUCUCGAUCGAAUUCGAAGCGCCUUUGGUUUGUUGCCCACACAUCAUCGUCAUCAAGAACAUGAAUCGCAGUCAGAGACUUCACGGUCGCUGCGCUGGAAUACCCACAAGCCAUCACCUCUCAAAUUCACGCCUCCUUCCUCAUCAUCCUCCCCUUGCCAUGUUGUUGUGCACAAUCCAAUGACCAGAGAACCAAUCAGGCCUAAAAAUGAACCAAAUUUGACCAGGAAUGUUAGUGGCUCAACCCAGUCUUCUCAUGUCACAUGUCCUUUUAAAGCAGUCCCUUCGGCUUCUCCGAAACCAUCCCCUUCUGUAUCAAAGCCAUCAACCGCCACUUCCAGUGAUCCGUUUGUUUCCCCGGCUAAAGCGGUCAUUUCGGCUCACAAGAAUCAGUAUGUGUCCAAGUCAUCUCAAUCUUCGAAUGAGCCAUCUUUAUCUCGCUUGGUACAUCCUUCUCUUUUGAAAACAUCCUCGCCAACUCCAUCUCCUUUCAAAGCAGACCCUUCGGCUUCUCCUAAACCAUCCCCUUCUGUAUCAAAGCCGUCAACCGCCACUUUUAGUGAUCUGUUUGUUUCUUUUGCCAAACCGGCGGCCAUUUCGGCUCACUCGAAUCAGUAUGUGUCCAAGUCAUCUCAAUCUUCGGAUGAGCCGUCUUUAUCUCGCUUGCUACAUCCUUCUCUUUCGAAAACAUCCUCACCAACUCCAUCUCCAUUCAAAGCAGUCCCUUCGGCUUCUCCCCAACCAUCACCUUCAGUAUCAAAGCCGUCAACCGCCACUUCUAGAGAUCCAUUUGUUUCGGGGACCAAACCGCCACAAAUUUCCACUCAAUCGAAUCAGAAUGUUGCAAAACUGCCUCGGCCUUCCGAUGAGCCGUCUUCAUCUCGUGUGCAGUCUCCUUCUUUGUCGAAAACAACCUCUCCUACCCCAAAAGCGCAGGAACGUUCUGCUCAACAAUAUAAGCCACUCUUACAUGCAGUUUGCACACUUUCGCAAAAUACGCCAAAGAAAACUGUUUAUGUCCAGGAAGAUACUUCCGCUAUUUACAACAUCCCCAAGGAUAUCGAAGAUUUGAUAAAGCGGGACAUUGUGCCAGGGGUUCUCCGGAAACCACUAUCUCCAUCGACCUAUAGGGAUUAUUUUGCAGCUCUUCUUUAUGCGGAGGACUUCUAUAUUGAGAAAUGGACUGAUUUCAUUCUGAAGGAUGUCACUUUGGAGCUGCAUCAAUCGAUUAUUAACAAGAAUAUAGGGGACAAUGAUUUCUCCAGGGAGAAAGUUUGUGUAACUUUUGUCAAAUUCAAGAUGGAAUCUAUACCAGAACGUCGACCCUUCCUUCUAUCGAGAGAUUUUGUUUUUGCAAAGCCCCUCAAUAAGAAAGAUACACAGUAUCAGGGUUUAGUAUAUCGAGUGGAGAAAAGGUCUGUUGUCUUAGCAGAGUUUGGAGAUGAUUUUCACUCCCGGCAUCAUUCAAGCAGCAGAUACAACAUCGGCUUUUCUUUCAAUAGAGUUUGCUUGAAGAGAGCUCAUCAAGCAGUUGAAGCCGCCGCUGAUUCUUCGUUCGGCAACUUCCUUUUCCCCAAAUGUACAUUCAGACGUAAUUUGUUUGCCUUGCCAUCUCUCUAUUUUUCAAAUGACGUGCUUUACUCGGACCAGAGAUCCGCAAUCCGUCAGAUUCUAACUCUCAAAGGUUCAGCACCAUUUCUCAUUGAGGGUCCUCUUUGUACGCGGGGCCUAAGCCUAUCAAGGGCUGGAGUAGUGGUUAGGGAAGCUGUGUCGCGAGUAUACCGAUGCUCUAAAGAUCCUAAGAUUCUUGUGGCUGCACCUAUAAACAAAACGUGCGAUGUUCUGAUGAGAAGCUUGAAGAAGGAAAUCCCAGAUUCUGAAAUAUUUCGAGCAAAUGCUGCUUUCCGUGAGUACGAUGGCGUGCCUGAUGACAUUCUCCCUUCGUGUCUUUAUAAAAGGAAAAGUGAGUGUUUCGCUUGUCCUCCCCUCCAGGAACUUAAAAGAUUCAAGGUAAUUUUUUCGACUUUUGUGAGUAGCUUCAGGCUACACAAUGAAGGCAUCAACGCGGGACACUUCAGUCAUAUUUUCCUCGUCGAUGCAUCAUCCACUUCCGAGCCAGAGGCAAUGAUUGUGCUAGCUAAUUUGGCCAACGAGGAUACAACUGUUGUAGUCACUGGUGCGCAGGGAAAUCGCUCAGGGUGGGUGCGAUCCCCAAUUGCUCAGAAGAAUGGUCUCCGGAUAUCAUACUUUGAGAGGCUCAAAGAAUUUAGACCGUACAAGAACCUCGACCCUGCAUUCAUUGCCCGAUUGGACCCUGAGCCGGAAUCAGACGAAACUAACAGCUAUUGAGUAUCAGUUGAUGUUGGAUACAAGCUCAAUAAUGCUCUUGAUGUGCUUUGUUUUCUCAUUUCCAUGUUUGAGCUGAGUUGCAUGAGAAAGGGACAAAAAUUAUGUAGGUAUGAGUAUGUACACAAUUUGCCCUUAAUAAAUCGAAGCAGGUUGGUUUUCUGUUUGUAA